Molecule: messenger RNA, 2470 nt
Organism: Conger conger (European conger)
Lineage: Eukaryota; Metazoa; Chordata; Actinopteri; Anguilliformes; Congridae
Product: proline-serine-threonine phosphatase-interacting protein 1-like
Exons: 16
Coding region: 262-1407 (381 amino acids)
Biological process (GO): actin filament polymerization
Cellular component (GO): plasma membrane; actin filament; cytoplasm
Molecular function (GO): actin filament binding
Source: RefSeq, a predicted model, not a curated record
GUCUGCUUGUGUGCACUUUCAGUCACUACUCUGCCCCGAGCCCUCACAUGUGGAAUACAGUUUUAUAAAACUUUCUUAGAAUAUUUCAAAUAUGGAAUCACCACUGGGUAUGAUACCACUACAGUUCAAAGAUGCUUUUUGGUAAUCCCAGCACAGACGGAAGUGCUCAAUGCAGGGGCUACUGAAGCACUGCAGGGUGUGGAUAUCACCUGCCACCCGGGCUAUGAGACCCUGAUACAGAGACUGUGCAAUGGGAGGCGUAUGUGCAAGGACACAGAGGACCUCCUAAAGCUGAGGGCACAGGCAGAGGAGAAGUACGGCAAGGAGCUGGUGAUGAUAGCUCGGAGAGCCGGGGGCCAGACGGAGAUCAGUACCCUGAGAGCAUCAUUUGAGCAGCUAAAAGCCCAGAUUGAGAACAUUGGGAAUUUACACAUCCAGCUGUCCGUAACGCUGAGGGAAGAAGUCAAAAGGAUGGAAGUCUUCCGAGAGCAUCAGAAAGAGCAGAGGAAAAAGUUUGAAGGUAUUAUGGAGAAGGUUCAGAAGACUAAGGUGGCCUUGUUCAAGAAGACACUGGAGUCCAAAAAGUCAUAUGAUCAGAAGUGCCGAGAGGCAGACGAGGCUGAACUGGCCGCUGAAAGGGUCAACAGCAGUGUCACAAAGCAGUAUGAGAAGGUGCAGAACAAAGCCCAUCAGUGCCGGGAGGCGGCCACCGAUGCCGAGAAGCAGUACAUGGCUAAUGUGGAGCAGCUGGACAAGGUCCGACUGGACUGGGAGAACACGCACAGGAGCACAUGUGAGGUCUUUCAGCAGCAGGAGGGAGACCGUAUUGGCAUGCUGAGAAACGCCAUGUGGGCACAUUGCAACCAUUUCUCCAUGCAGUGCAUCAAAGACGAUGAGUAUUAUGAGGAGGUGAGGAAGACUCUAGAAUCAUGUGACAUUACCGCAGAUAACAACUGUUUCAUCGAGACGAAGAGAACAGGGUCAACACCACCAGCUCCGAUCCUCUUUGAGAAUUACUACCAGAGGGACGCGCCAUCAGAAAGCAACGGCACUGCUCGCUCUGGAGGAGGAGGAGUGAUGAAGAGAUUUUCCAAUCUAUUGCAAGGGAGCAAUAGUGCGUCCAGGAUGAAUGUCAGUGACAUCCCUUCGCAAACAGCGCCAUCUAGUGCCGAGCACUCGGACAACGUGUAUGCGUCCAUUCAGCAGGGCACGCGCGCCCGCGCACCAAUGGAGGCAGAAGCGCUGUACAAGGUGCUGUACGACUACACUGCCCAGAGCCCUGACGAGCUGUCCAUCUCGGUGGGGGACGUGGUGGUGGUGGAGGAGCAGAGUGCGGACGGCUGGUGGGAGGUGAGCAGGGAUGGAGAGGCCGGACUGGUCCCAGGAACCUACCUGACCCAAGUCUGAGCAUGAAGAAAACAAAAUGGAGCGGCGAUCAUCCCGGUGUAAAAUCCAGCUAUGACCAGCUUGAAAUUACCAGCGACCGGCUGUUUCAAAACAUAACUUGAGCUGGUCAAACCACGUAGAGGAUGGAGCUGGUCGGAACUGGUCAACUAGCUACCAGCUGUUUCAAAACCUAGCUUGAGCUGUUUUUCAGCAGGGAUUGCAAUGGCAUCAACACAAAGAAAUCAAUUCUUGUUAAAACAAAUGCAUACCCGUUGAAGGAUGUUAUCUGUAAAAAUUAAGCCUAUUCUCCGUUCAGGCAUUUCUCAUCUUGUGGUGGUGUUUACAUUUUAACUAUGCUAUUGUAUAAAGUGGUAACUUCAUUGGUCAAUGUUUAUAUUCAAAAUAGUCACCUAAGCAUGGCGGUUUAUGUGUAUAACUAUUGUUAAUUAGCAGGUCUUAUAUGAGCUCAUGCAUAGACACAAAUAGGCCUUUGGUUUAAAUUUGACACCGACUCAAAAAGAGACAUGAAGCUUACAGUUAUGAUCACUAUUCUGUCAGGAACAGGCGCAGAGAGGAAAGCUGAAAACAGGCCCUGGUAUCAGUGAUCCACACCAUUCCUUCCCCAUUCCCCAACACUUUUUCUCAAGGCCCAAGUUGACCCUUCUGUAAUUCCCCAGCUAUUUUGGUUAAGAAGCACCAAGUAAAAUUUGGUAACUACAUCUUUAAGUUAAGUUGGAAAAACAUGUUUUUUUGCACAGGAAAUAACGGUUUGACGCGGCUGGUAUAAAAUGUAGAUUAACAGUAGUUGUAGAAGCUAAAUAUAAUCAUCUCAAAAUUGAGAAAGUUGUUUCGGGAGCCAGUUUCAGAUUCAGUGACUGUGCAGCACAUCAGGUGACAGUGUUGACUGAUGCCUCUGAUUAAGUGGCUUCUGCUACUGCGUGAGAGGAGAGAGGUCACAUGAGAACCCCACUCCAAAAACGUGACGGACAGGGAGGAAAUGAGCACAACGAUUACAAUACCCAGAUACAAUAACUGCACAUACCAAAUACAGGGACAAAUGUCCAAUAAAAGAGGCUAUUUCCAA